Molecule: messenger RNA, 3691 nt
Organism: Octodon degus (degu)
Lineage: Eukaryota; Metazoa; Chordata; Mammalia; Rodentia; Octodontidae
Gene: Ip6k1
Product: inositol hexakisphosphate kinase 1
Exons: 6
Coding region: 460-2034 (524 amino acids)
Biological process (GO): inositol phosphate biosynthetic process; phosphatidylinositol phosphate biosynthetic process
Cellular component (GO): nucleus; cytoplasm
Molecular function (GO): inositol hexakisphosphate kinase activity
Source: RefSeq, a predicted model, not a curated record
AGGGUGGUGGCGGGCGCUGGAUUGGAGAGGGCGCGCGCGGGGCUGGGGUUUAGGCCGAGCACCGCUGGAGCAUCCUGACCGGCCGCCGGCCGAGCCUUCCAAAUGCUGGCGCCGAUGCUGGGAGGACCGCCGGGGUGGACGUUAGGGAGCGCGUAAACUCGGGCCAGCGGCGGAUAGCGGGAAACUAGGAUCUCUGACCCGACCCGCGGGCUCCCCCGCUCCGGGGCGCUGAAACGUGCCUAGCGCAAGCCUGAAGCUCUCCGGGAGCAGCGUUGCUAUGAGAGAUGCGCGGAUGCGCGGAUUUUCAGGCCGCUCGAGACUAACGCUAGACAAGGACAGAAUAAGAAGCUGAGCAGACCGACUAUUGCCUUCAGGUUGCCAGGGCCUUCUACUUAGCUCUUAUUUUGUGGCCCAUGUGCUACGACCUGUGCUCCCAGUGUGCAACUGGCCCCCAACGCAAUGUGUGUUUGUCAAACCAUGGAAGUGGGGCAGUAUGGCAAGAAUGCGGGUCGGGCAGGAGACCGAGGAGUCCUCCUGGAGCCCUUCAUCCACCAAGUGGGCGGACACAGCAGCAUGAUGCGCUACGACGACCACACUGUGUGCAAGCCUCUCAUCUCCAGAGAGCAGCGCUUCUACGAGUCCCUCCCUCCUGAGAUGAAGGAGUUCACCCCAGAGUACAAAGGUGUGGUAUCUGUGUGUUUUGAGGGGGACAGUGAUGGUUACAUCAACUUGGUAGCCUACCCUUACGUGGAGAGUGAGACCAUGGAGCAGGAUGAUGCACCAGAACGGGAGCAACCUCGGCGCAAACAUUCCCGCCGGAGCCUGCAUCGGUCAGGCAGUGGCAGUGACCACAAGGAGGAGAAAGCCACCUUGUCCCUUGAGACCUCGGAGAGCUCUCAGGAGGCAAAGAGUCUGAAGGUGGAGCUUCAUAGCCACUCAGAUGUCCCUUUCCAGAUGCUAGACGGCAACAGUGGUCUGAGUUCUGAGAAGAUCAGCCAUAACCCCUGGAGCCUGCGCUGUCAUAAGCAGCAGCUGAGCCGAAUGCGCUCUGAGUCCAAGGAUCGAAAGCUCUACAAAUUCCUCCUGCUUGAGAAUGUGGUUCAUCAUUUCAAGUACCCUUGUGUGCUGGACCUGAAGAUGGGCACCCGGCAACAUGGGGAUGAUGCAUCAGCUGAGAAGGCGGCCCGGCAAAUGAGGAAGUGCGAGCAGAGCACAUCUGCCACUCUGGGGGUCAGGGUCUGUGGCAUGCAGCCGCUGAAAGCCUGCAGUCUCGACACUGGGACAAGUAAGACUCAGAGGAGUAUGGAAGACGGCACUACAGGUGUUGCUGUGGGCCCAAUAUUGGCGUCGCAGCUCUAUAAUGGGGAGACCCAGGGUGAGCAUGGCCUGUUGCGCUCCAUUUGGAGGAGCAGAAAAGCUCAGCUUGGUCAAUGCCUAGACACUGUUGUGGUGAUGUUUGUUCAGGCACCGUUAAGGUCAUUAGACUCCCAAGUGCUCAUCCUAUCUUGUUUCCUGGGAUUUCAGGUGUACCAGCUGGACACAGGCCAUUACCUGUGCAGGAACAAGUAUUAUGGCCGUGGGCUCUCCAUCGAAGGCUUCCGCAAUGCUCUCUAUCAGUACCUGCACAAUGGGCUGGACCUGCGACGUGACCUCUUUGAGCCUAUCUUAAGCAAACUUCGAGGCCUCAAAGCUGUGCUGGAGCGGCAGGCCUCCUACCGUUUCUACUCCAGUUCUCUGCUUGUCAUCUAUGAUGGCAAGGAGUGCCGAUCUGAUCUGCGUCUCAAGCACCUGGACAUGGGGGUCCCUGAGGUGGCACUGCCCGGCGGCCCUAGCACUAGCCCCAGCAGCAUCAAUCCCGAGGCAGGCCCCUCCUGUCCACCCAAAGUGGAUGUUCGCAUGAUUGACUUUGCACACAGCACCUUCAAGGGCUUUCGGGAUGACCCCACUGUGCAUGAUGGGCCGGACAGAGGCUAUGUAUUUGGCCUGGAGAAUCUCAUCAGCAUCAUGGAACAGAUGCGGGAAGAGAAUCAGUAGGCCCAGUUCUGGGCCCUCUGUACCAGUUCCUCUCUACCCGCAGGCAGGGACCAUUGCUCUGAACUUGCCAUGAGGACACACAGACUUACUUUUAAAGGGUUAUAUUUCUCUUUGGUGUAAACUAAAAGAAAUGUUUUUAGUUGUAGCCUGGAAUCCAUAUAUAUAAAAUGAAAGAAGGCAGAACAUCUGCUUUCUCAGCCAGGCUUCUUAGCUUUAUGGCUCUGACUGCUGUGUCCAGGCUGACUUAGGAAUGAAGAAGUGCCCCUGGUGGGCUUGGCAGCAGAGUCAGAAUAUCCUGGGACUUUGGUUUCUCUUGCCUUGGCCUUUGGGAUCUACGGCUGCAGGGUCCUGCAAAUUGUGGGAUGAAUCCCUGGGCUGACGCAGGUUCCGUCCGUGCCCACUCAUCCCGUGUUCCUCAGUAGAGGGCUUGGAUGCCCAACUCUCCUGGGCUUGUAAGUCUUGUAUCGUGAGCACCCAUAGCAACUGAUUGCACACAGCUGGGCCUGUCUUUCUUGGGUCUGAUUUUGGCAUGGGCCUAGGUUCAUGAAGCUGAGCUGAAGCCGGUUUAUGGCAGGGAAUAGGCCGCUUCCCCAGUCACUCAUAUGUGAACUGCUCCUCUUCUGCCCAUAAUGCCGGCCAGUUGCUCACCAAGAUCCCUUGCCUGAGGAGGCUAUCCCUCCUGCUUCACUGAAUGGGCAUGAUUCCGUGGGGCCCUCAGGGCCUGUGUUCCAGAGAGUAUUUGCAGUUCUUGUGCUGUCGGUGGGUGUCUUCCUCCUCUAGAUUGGGCAGCUGUGUUCCCUCUGAAUGGGUGUUCUUCAGGACUCAAGGGCUGUGGUCCACUCAGGGUCUCGCACUUUUCCAGGCCAAGCUCCAGGGAGGCAGCCCACUGUGAGACAUGUUAGGUCUUGGGCCCAGAGGGAGAAGUAUAAGGUUGUCUGCUUUUAGGGACACUGGACCCUGGGUGCAGGUGCCCAGAUUCUGCUAAUGAGAGCUUUGUCUGAUUAACCCUGGGUUCUGUCAUUUUGUCCAUAUGUCCACAUGCCACCCUGUUUCAUGGGGAUACUUCCCCUGGCUGUAGCCUUGCUUGUUAGUACAUGAUUUCUUUUAUGCUGUCCUCAACAAAAUACUCUUUCUCAUUUCUGAGGUGAGCUUUUGCCCUUCUGUAGCAGGUGCUGCCUUUUUAAAAAAAGACCUCAUGGCAGAGUGAAUUGUAGGUAGUGUUUCUCUGCUGAUCCAGUGCUCUUCUUGCAGGCGUGAACUGUGGCCCUUGACACUGACAGCAGGCAGUAAAGGCUCAAGUGUCAGAUUUUAGUGAUGUUUGCUGCUAGCCCCUAGUGGCAUGGAGACUUGCUGCCUCGUUACGUACGUAGGUGGCUGGCCAGCAGGUAAUUCUGCUCUCUGCCAUUGCCAGAAUUGGCCCUUAUCCAAGCAUAGGGUCACUGACAUUGUUGCUUUUGACACGUCCCUAUUUUGGCUUCAGAAGUAAACCUAUGUCUGAGAGGCCUUCGUAACUGAUGGAGUGAUUUCCCCCUAAAAUAGGUUCCUUGAUGGAGCCUUCCUCUCUCAGCCCUGUGACCCCCCGGCUGGGGCCCAUGGCUGGCAGGUUCUGUUCUUGGGGCUGGGAGGUGCAGCUUUGCCUAUUUUUGGUCAGUGACCA